Messenger RNA from Alosa sapidissima (American shad), 4815 nucleotides. RefSeq names its product xylosyltransferase II (gene xylt2). The record is from RefSeq and is a predicted model, not a curated record. Gene Ontology annotation, molecular function: protein xylosyltransferase activity. The coding region runs from base 51 to 2699 and encodes 882 amino acids. The transcript is spliced from 12 exons. Lineage: Eukaryota; Metazoa; Chordata; Actinopteri; Clupeiformes; Clupeidae. Gene Ontology annotation, biological process: heparan sulfate proteoglycan biosynthetic process; chondroitin sulfate proteoglycan biosynthetic process. Gene Ontology annotation, cellular component: membrane.
UUGGUUGCUAACACUCUUGGUUGCUAAAUGUAUACCACGGGACUGGGAAAAUGGUGGCAAGCGCUCGAGUACAGCGGAUCUUCCGACGCUACAAACUAGCCAUUGCCGCCGCAUUGACAAUUCUCCUCGUUCAAGGACUUGUCGUAUGGAGCCUUCGGAGUUUAGAGGAGGGCGAGGCAGAGAGGAAGCACAGACGCUCUAAGCUGCCUGAUCACAAUAGUCAGGACCCCAAGCGUGACGUUGGCGUGUGGGAGCGUCAGAAUGCGGCCCUUUCCGGCGGCAACCGCUCCGCCAGGGGGGGGCUCGAGCGGCCGGCCGUCACCAUGGCAACCAGCAGCCAGCGCCGGGGCGGCAAGAAGCGAGGAAGCCGACCCUCGGACAGCCGCAGGAAGGGGGCGGCAGGAAGUCAAUCACAGGAAGUCCCGCCUGCUGUCCCGCACGACCCAUCCAGCAGCCAACGGAACCUGAGUGAUGCGGGACGCGGAGGACGAGGAGGGGCGUUGGUGCCACCCCUGGGUCCUGGCGAGCCGGGUAGCGUGGAGGGGGCGCCGCACGCGCCCGUGAGCAGCAGCGAUGACGUGACGCCCGAGUGUGAGAUCGCCGGGAAGGACGCGCUGUCCGCUCUACAGCGCGCCUCCUCACGCCAGUGCCGCCAGGAGAUCGCCAGCGUGGUGUGCCAGCAUCAGGCAGGGAGACUCAUGCCAGGCCCGCUGCCACAGAAGUGCCCACAGCAUGUCUUGUCCAGUCCUCUCCAGCAGGCUGCAGCUGAUGUGGUGGGCGGUGACCUGUCCAAGGUGGAGAAUCCCGUGCGUGUGGCGUUCGUGCUAGUGGUCCAUGGCCGAGCUGUCCGCCAGCUCACACGCCUCAUCAAAGCCAUCUACCACCGAGACCACUUCUACUACAUCCACGUGGACAAGCGGUCCAACUACCUGCACAGGGAGGUGCUGGCGAUGGCGGCGCAGUACCCCAACGUGCGGGCGACGCCCUGGCGCAUGGUCACCAUCUGGGGCGGAGCCAGCCUGCUGACCGCCUACCUGCAGAGCAUGGCCGACCUGCUGGACAUGAGCGACUGGACCUGGGACUACUACAUCAACCUCAGCGCUACCGACUUCCCCACCAGGACUAAUGACGAGUUGGUGGCGUUCCUCUCUAAGCACAGAGACAAAAACUUUCUCAAGUCUCAUGGGCGAGAAAAUGCAAGGUUUAUUAAGAAGCAGGGUCUGGACCGGCUGUUCCAUGAGUGUGAUGACCACAUGUGGCGGCUGGGAGAGCGUGGUAUCCCAGAAGGCCUUGAGGUGUCCGGAGGCUCUGAUUGGUUUGCGCUCACACACCCCUUCGUGGAGUACGUGGUGAAGUCACAGGACGCGUUGGUGGUGGGACUCAAGAAGUUCUACACCUACGCACUGCUGCCUGCAGAGUCGUUCUUCCACACGGUGCUUGGGAACAGCCACAUGUGUGAGACGUUAGUGGACAACAACCUGCGUGUGACCAACUGGAACCGCAAGCUGGGCUGCAAGUGCCAGUACAAGCACAUAGUGGACUGGUGCGGCUGCUCGCCCAACGACUUCAAACCCGCCGACCUCGUCAGGAUUCAGCAACUGACGCGUCCAACCUUCUUUGCGCGUAAGUUUGAGUCGUCGGUCAACCAGGAGGCCAUCGACAUCCUGGACACACACCUGUACGGGCAGUACCCGCCGGGCACGCUGGCGCUCAAAGCCUACUGGGAGAGUGUGUACGAGCAGGAGGACGGCCUCAACACACACACACUCUCCGACGUGCAGCUGACCGCACACACGUCACUCACACGCCUCGGCCUGCAGAGUCUGCACGGGAAAGGGCCCGACUGCAAGUUUGAGUCCAUUGGCUUCCCCGUGUCGGUCAAUGUGUAUUUCUAUGACGACCGUUUCCAGGGUUACCUGGUGAAGCAGGAAGUGCAGACGGCCUCCGGUGGGCGGGACACUCUGGAGGUGUGGUCUGUUCCCCAGGCAACGCUGCAGCUGGAGAACAACCUGAGGGAGUUUGAGAGACUCAAACAUCUAGAGGUGGGCACGGACUGGGACCCCAAGGAGAGAAUCUUCCGGAACUUCGGCGGUCUGAUGGGUCCGCUGGACGAGCCCGUGGCGGUGCAGCGCUGGGCGCGCGGUCCGAACCUCACGGCGACCGUGGUGUGGGUGGACCCCGCCAACGUGGUGGCCGCCUCGUACGACAUCACCGUGGAGACGGAGGCGGAGUUCACGCAGUACCGGCCGCCCCUGCAGCGUCCACUCAGGCCGGGCGUGUGGCACGUGCGCGUGCUCCGCAUGUGGGAACGCGUCGCCCAGACACGCUUCCUCAUCACGCCGCUCAGCUACCACACACACAAGCCCUUCAGCACCGCGGAUGAUGGUUGGCUACACGCGGGUCCUGCAGGUCACCUGUACCUGGAGCAGAGUUUCCAGCAGCUGAGCUCCGUGCUGCGGCUGCCGUCGCUGGAGUCGGGUCUGCGUGAGGCCCAGGGGCUCGCCGCGCUGCAGGGGCGCGAGCUGGACGCCUGGGUGGACCGGGGCCUCUCCUCCUUCUGGUCCCCCGCCGGCGUGUGCUCCUCGGCGGGCUCGGCCUGCGCCGCGCUGCCCUCCUGCUCCCAGACCUCCUGGAGCUCCAUGUCCCCGGACCCCAAGGCCGAGCUCGGCCCGGUCAAGAGCAACGGACGCAUCAGGUAGCUUCCGCUGACCCCCACCUGACGGGGCCUGCUACGGAGCCAGAGACUUGAAAAAAGACGACAGAGGCCUUGACCUUUGACCUCUGAACUUUUGAACUUUACCUGGGUUGUAGGGGUUGAGUAUGGGGGUGUGGCCUAAAGGGUACGACGACUCCUACUUCCACUGAGGGGCGGAGCUUGCAUGGCUGAGUGACAGUAGCAAGGAACUAUGGAAUUUGCACAAGACUGCCUGACUCACAAGCUACUACUUUUAAGUGUGUGUCUGUGUGUGUCUGUGUGUGUCUGUGUGAGUGUGUGUGAGUGUGUGUGAGUGUGUGUGAGCGUGUGUGAGCGUGUGUGACUAUGUGUCUGUGUGAGCAUGUGUUUGUGUUUUGUCUGAUUCUUCGUUGAUUGUAUUAUUUAGUUGUUUACUGUUUUUUUUGUUUAUCAUCAGGGUUUUGCCUGUUUUCUUAAGAGUCAUUUUACUCCUAAUAGGACAGUACACACACACACACACACACACACACACACACACAGUACGUAUACACUCACACCAUGGUACAACAGCAAUACUUGUGCAGACCCUCACACACAAAUGAGCACAUAUGGGAGAGUGACCAGCGACAGACCAUUGGAGCGCUGCUGGGUGUCAUCUGGCCAAUCAGAUGCCUGAGAUCAAAGUGCUCUGUAGCAGGAGGAAGGGGUUGGGAGUUAGUCCCGCCCCCCAGCAGACAUUGGCUGGAUGUGUGAAUGGCUCCGUUUACACCCUGUUGAGCCAAAACGCAGACAUGGACACACACACACACACACACAGACAUACACGUGUACAUUUGAUCAGAGCUAUGUGUGAAUGUCUAUGACUGAGUUUACGCCCCAUUUGUCAUGGCAACCAUGCAUCACCUUGACAUCUGAUAUGUCCCGGGAGGCCAAAUCUCACUCACACACACACACACACACACACACACACACACCAACCUCAGUUUGGACAUUUGAAACACUUCUCUGUCUUUAGGAGAAAUGACACUUUGGACUCUCUGUUGUCUGACUGAAGUCCUACAGUUAUGGCAGCAAUGCUGAUUUUAGCCAGGAGUGUGUGUAGGUGAACAGAUUUUAGCCAGGAGUGUGUGUAGGUGAACAGAUUUUAGCCAGGAGUGUGUGUAGGUGAGCUGAUUUUAGCCAGGGGUGUGUGUAGGUGAACAGAUUUUAGCCAGGAGUGUGUGUAGGUGAACAGAUUUUACAGUGUCUGAAUGUUCCUGUCGCCAACCCCCCUCGCUGCAAAGCAUCCUGGGACAGACAGGAAGUGCCUGACGACUGUGAACAGGCCAAUCGCUUCCUCUUUCUGAACCUGAAGCCAGAAACGUUACAACGUGCUUCUCUUGGGGGCGGAGAUGGAAUUUUACAUUUAUUUACAAUCAUUUUACAAUUAUUUACAGUGGGAGAACUUGUUUGUUUGGAGCACGGAUCCCGGUUGUGACGUGGCGUUGCAGAACGGUGAUGUUCAUCUGUACAGCAGGGGUCCCGUGCGUUCAUAAAGACGCCAAAUCACCUCCGUCAAAUGUGUCUGUUGUGUCUUAGGUCGAACGCUAUCGGUUUACUGACUGUCUUUUAUUUUUUGUUUGUUUUUUUCCGAAUUUAUUUUGUAAGUCAACCUUAACGUGUAUAUGUGGGUAUAUGGGUAAUGGUGGUGUUUCUCCCCCGUAGGCUACGUUCGUUUUUUGCACCGUUUCAUCCACUCAAUGACAAUUUUUUAAGUGUCCUUUUUUUCUUGCACAUAUAAGCUUCAUAGAAGCCACGGUGGGAACGGUUAGGAUAGAGGCGAGCUACGAACGGGAGAAUAUCCAUAUUUUUAUAUUUAUAUUCUUGCUGAAGAAGGAAGUUUUUUUUUUCACGUCAGUCACAUCAUGACGCUGCUUUGGCGCACUAUGUGUUCUGCUGCGUUCUGCUCUGUCUGUGGAUCUGAAGGUGUGUGUGUGUGUGUGUGUGUGUGAGUGAGAGAGAGAGCAGCGAGGCUACCUUUACUGUUUUCAGAUGUUGCGUCCAACUCCACGGCCUCCCGAUUUACACAGAGCGAGUCAUGCUUGCUGUCGAGAGAAAGCAACAGGUCUAAUUGGUGGCUCAAUAAAGAUGUUAAAUUAUAA